Molecule: messenger RNA, 1201 nt
Organism: Onychomys torridus (southern grasshopper mouse)
Lineage: Eukaryota; Metazoa; Chordata; Mammalia; Rodentia; Cricetidae
Gene: Mosmo
Product: modulator of smoothened
Exons: 3
Coding region: 55-558 (167 amino acids)
Biological process (GO): negative regulation of smoothened signaling pathway
Cellular component (GO): ciliary membrane; Golgi apparatus
Source: RefSeq, a predicted model, not a curated record
GCGUGAAGCCGCGGCCUGCCCUGCGGUGGGGGGUGGGGGGAGCGGGGCGGGGCGAUGGAUAAACUGACCAUCAUCUCAGGAUGUCUCUUUCUGGCCGCCGAUAUCUUCGCCAUCGCCAGCAUCGCCAACCCGGACUGGAUCAACACCGGGGAGUCGGCGGGAGCACUCACUGUGGGCCUAGUGCGGCAGUGUCAAACAAUCCAUGGACGAGACCGGACCUGCAUCCCUCCCCGGCUGCCCCCAGAGUGGGUCACCACCCUGUUUUUUAUCAUCAUGGGAAUCAUUUCCUUGACUGUCACAUGUGGUUUGCUGGUGGCUUCCCACUGGCGAAGAGAAGCUACAAAAUAUGCUCGAUGGAUAGCAUUCACUGGAAUGAUCCUUUUCUGUAUGGCUGCCCUAAUAUUUCCAAUAGGAUUUUACAUCAAUGAAGUCGGAGGUCAACCUUAUAAAUUACCCAACAACACAGUAGUUGGGUCGUCAUAUGUACUUUUUGUCUUAUCAAUUUUCUUCACAAUAGUAGGACUUCUCUUUGCUGGCAAAGUCUGUUUACCAGGCUGACGAAUGUCUAAAUGGCUUAACCCGCUUUUAUUUUUUUUAUUUUUUAUUUUUUUUGUUUUUUAUUUCUAGAGGUUGGGAGGACAAAGAGAAGGCAUCUGAGCAGUCCUCAUAGGAAGAUGCUUAGAUAAACCUGAUGCUGAAAAGGAAAAAUUGUUUUGAUUUGUUCUCACUAUGCACUUUGGAUUUUAAAAAAAGAAUGAGAGCCUUUUCCAUAACCAAAUACAAUAUUGACUAAAUCUCCUGAGCAUAUUCAGGCAGUCAGUCUGCACUGUGAUAGCAACCUAGUGAAGGAGAGUGCUUUAUACUGAAAGCAUGUGGCCCCUUGUGACUCUGUUGAUCUGUUUUCAUGUCUAAUGAUUCAUUUGGGGGGGGGGGGAGUCUAGUAUUUAUGAAUCAUGAUGGACCAGUGGGGUGCAGGAGGUUCGUGUGGGGCUGGCCUCACCUCCUAAGACAUUAGUGUUCUCAACUUCUUUGUCGUGUUAGAGCCUUUGGCACCACAAUGGAUCGCCAUUGCAUUACUGCACCAAGAAGCCAAUAGAUCAAAACUUGUUUGCUAAAAUGUAUGUAAAAAUUCUAAAACUCCCUAAUCUCUGUGUACAAAAGAAAACACUAAGAAACAAGUUGGGGUGGGUGGGGGAAAUCU